Molecule: messenger RNA, 2014 nt
Organism: Nymphaea colorata (pocket water lily)
Lineage: Eukaryota; Viridiplantae; Streptophyta; Magnoliopsida; Nymphaeales; Nymphaeaceae
Product: probable magnesium transporter NIPA6
Exons: 10
Coding region: 459-1526 (355 amino acids)
Biological process (GO): magnesium ion transport
Cellular component (GO): membrane
Molecular function (GO): magnesium ion transmembrane transporter activity
Source: RefSeq, a predicted model, not a curated record
CUCUGGCGACUGGCGAGGCCGCCAGUCCAACACGCAUAUUCGUUGUAUUCGUGGCAAAUUCCUCCUCCCUUUCUCCAGCGAUGUUUACCUCGUAUAUGGGACGGAAAGAAAACUUAAUCGUCAUCGUCGUCUCUCUCUCUCCCCCCCUUGGACUGGCAGGUGAGGCCGAACACGAGGCCAGCACCUAGUUUGAUCUGUUUUUCGUGUUCAUUUUCCUCCUGUUGGCAAACUGUAGUUUAUUUUUUUUAUUAGCUAUCCAUCUAGAUAUCCAAACCUCAACCUCUCUUUAUUUCGUUUAGUUCGUGGUCAACUUCGGAUGCUUCUGAGAGUUCUGAAUUCUAGUUCUGUCGGGGUUGAAUUCCCCCCACCAGUUACAGUUUUAGGGGUUCUGGAAAGCAUGGUGGUGUGAAUGAGAUUCGCCGAAGCUGCCUUAUGGUGAACCAGAGGGGCGAUUGACCAUGACUUUGCGGAGUCAAGUCGGUUCGGUGUUGGAUGCCGACAAUCUCAAGGGGCUUCUUCUUGCUGGGGUUUCCAGCGCGUUCAUUGGAUCGAGUUUCAUAUUGAAGAAGAAGGGGCUUAAACGUGCAGGUGCAUAUGGUGAUCGUGCAGGUUCUGGAGGAUAUGGUUAUCUAUUGGAGCCCCUUUGGUGGGCAGGAAUGGUGACUAUGAUUGGUGGGGAGAUCGCAAACUUUGUAGCUUAUAUUUUUGCUCCAGCCGUUCUGGUGACACCAUUAGGGGCAUUAAGCAUAAUUGUAAGCGCUGUCCUAGCACAUUUCAUGUUGAAUGAGAAAUUGGACAAAAUGGGAAUGCUUGGUUGCCUGUUGUGCAUAGUAGGCUCUACUGUCAUUGUGCUUCAUGCACCUUCAGAGCACAGCCUCACCUCAGUAACAGAGAUCUGGGAUUUGGCAACCCAGCCAGCCUUUCUUCUGUAUACCGCGUCGGUGGUUGCAACAUCACUAGCAUUAAUGUUGCAUUUUGCCCCUCGAUAUGGCCAGACGAAUAUAAUGGUGUACUUGGGCAUAUGUUCUCUAGUCGGCUCACUCACAGUUAUGAGCAUCAAAGCUGUUGGAAUUGCCAUCAAACUCACAAUCGAGGGUACAAACCAAGCUGGAUAUCCACAGACAUGGAUUUUUGCUAUGGUUGCAGUGACAUGUAUCGUGAUUCAGUUGAAUUAUCUGAACAUGGCACUUGAUACAUUCAACACAGCAGUUGUUUCGCCAAUCUAUUAUGCUAUGUUCACAACUCUGACCAUCUUGGCAAGCUCCAUAAUGUUCAAGGACUGGUCUGGCCAGAGUGCUAGUAGCAUAGCAUCAGAGAUAUGUGGAAUAAUUACAGUGCUCUCAGGAACCACAAUAUUGCAUGCAACUAAAGAACCUGAACCACCUCCAGAAACAGGCUUGUAUUCACCACUUGCUCCUUCAGUUUCAUGGCUUGUACAUCUACCAAAUGGAGAGUCUGAGAAGCAAAGAGAUGACGGAUUAUCUCCAGAUUUGGUUACUAUUCUCCGGCAGGACUACUUUGUAUAGCAAGAAGUUCCCAAGGCUUUGGUAGUAUUGCAGCAGAAGCAUGUUCAAUUUGAAGUAGGGAAUCAUUACAUCAUCAGCGUGAUGGAAUGAGGCCAAUUUUGGUAGUGUUGGCUUCAGGUUCUUCUGGCUUGGUGAUCCGCAUGAAGCUGUCCGUUCACUGCUAUACCAUUGGGUGUUCCAUUUUCCUACUUAUUCGGAGCCUAUUAGAGGCCCACAUGGGCAUCUGCGAAUUAAUCGUAUAACUUAUUGGCCUGCCUAUAUCAUUUCUUUUGGAGCUGCAAACUUUUUGCUGUGAUAGUCAUGUGUGGUUUGGUCUCCUCCAAUUGCCUUUUUUUCCAUUAUUCUUUUAAUUUUUUUUUUACUGCAGAUGCCUCCAAUGUGUUGCCUGUACAGGUCAAGAAAUGAUGCAGGGACUGUAAAUUGGUGCACUAACCACUGUACCUGUAAGUCCAAUUAUUUAUUGAUGUUGUAAUUUUCAUUUUGAAACA